Colletotrichum truncatum is the source of this 471-nucleotide messenger RNA. RefSeq lists its product as uncharacterized. The record is from RefSeq and is a predicted model, not a curated record. NCBI's taxonomy places the organism in Eukaryota, Fungi, Ascomycota, Sordariomycetes, Glomerellales, Glomerellaceae.
AUGCUUACUUUACAAGUACUACUUGUUGCACUUACGAGUAGCAAUUUUGUCCUCCAAGUAUUCGCUAAUGACCCUGCGUUUUGUAAUAAUGUAGCUGUUUGUACACCUUGUAACUGUAACGCUAGUGGCAGAUGUACAGGAUUUUGCCAUCAUGACAGCGGGAGUACCGGUCCUAAGCACUGCGAUUUACAGGCCCAGGGUUGCCGUUGUCCCCCCGGUACCAUGGCCGCAACAGGCGGCUCGUAUUUUGAGCGACGAGGUGGAUGUAUGAGUGUAGGCGGAAGAGGGGGCGGAAGAGUAGGGACUAUACCUCAAGGGGCAUGUGCUCAAUAUAAUAGCUAUUAUUCGUGUGUCUAUACAGCACCAUACUAUUGCCGAUGGAUCUCCAACACUUGCGUAGACAUUCGCGGACGUCCACAUCAAGCUACAGAAGAGGAAGACACCAAAAAUGGUCCGACUGGAAAGGCUUAG